Messenger RNA from Achroia grisella, 2927 nucleotides. RefSeq lists its product as uncharacterized. The transcript is spliced from 13 exons. Gene Ontology annotation, cellular component: membrane. Bases 210 to 2732 code for a protein of 840 amino acids. NCBI's taxonomy places the organism in Eukaryota, Metazoa, Arthropoda, Insecta, Lepidoptera, Pyralidae. The record is from RefSeq and is a predicted model, not a curated record.
GGACCCUCAUUGGAUCUCCCGGUAGCUCCGAGCACGGAACCUAAAAAAUAUUGACUUUAUACUAUCAACCUAAUCCUCUAAAGAUCGAACCUAAGUAAACACUUGUCACAUUUACAACCGACAGAGUUUUCUACAGAGCGUCAGUCGAUAAGAUAUAGUCCACGAGCUAACAACUGUAUCGGUAUGAAAAUGUGAGUAGUGUUCGAGGUAUGGCAAAGCUAAACGACGAUGCGAAAAAAUAUAACGAGGAAGACAUGAUGGAGGCGGAAAGUGAAGAGGAGUUGGGCAAGAUAGGCCGAAUCAUGGUUUGGCUGCGCAUCAAUCCAAACCUGAUUAUGUUAAAAGUGACUCUUUUUGUGAUGUAUGGAGCCACCGCUUCUCUUUUGCCAUACUUGACUAUACACAUGCAAAGCAUAGGACUUACAGUGCCUGAGAUUUCUUUUGUGUAUUUAGCUUUGCCAUUUACUACUUUCUUAAGUCCCCCGAUAACAGGAUUUCUAGUGGAUCGUUUCGGGGAGUACAAGCCUGUUGUAAUUACCGCUUUGAUUCUAAAUGCCGCGUUCCACCAUUCAUUGCUCCUGAUCCCGCAUCAGGAAACGCCAGGUGUGAUGCCGUCGGCAUACGUUAUGCGACAUCCAAUCACCAAUAGUGUUGAGAUAUGGUGGAGUCCUUGCCCUAGCAGAGAAUGUCCUGAUGAAGACGAGACUGUAGACUUUGUGUUGGAUCGGUGUGUGGACCAUUGCCAUUUAUUUAGACCCACAGAAAGCCCAGCUAGUGAUCCUGCGGACGAUAAAGAUGAUCUGGACUUCCACAUUAGUCAUAAAAUUCAACCACCAAAUUUAUCGAAUAGCAGUCAUCAAAAUGUGACUGAAGAUGAAGAUUACAAUGACGCAGCAUUCUUUCUUAUAGAAGUACAUGACGAUUUAGGUGAACCUAAAGAACAACUUGGCAUUGAAAUGGAACGUGAUGACGAUGACCAAGUGACAGAUUUUAGAUCUAGAUUCGGCGAGAAACUUUUAAUAGCGCAAGGAGUAAAUAUAACGGCAUUGGAUAAGGAAGACUUGAGGUGUGGAGGUCUUGUCAUGGUGCAUAACAUGACUAAGCUCUCUCAGCUACGUCUAGAAAUAUUGUCUGCUGAUUGUAUGGUUCAAAAAUGUGACUUCAGAAGAGGCGGGCCCGAUAUAUGCCCACCGGAUUAUAAGGAAAGCGACGAUAAGACUUUCUAUAUUUAUUUUUUCUUACGAUUCAUGGGUACUAUAAUGUUGUCUGCUGGUGUUACAAUUAUGGAUCCCAUUGCCUUGACUAUGAUACAAAAAUAUGGCGGUGAUUUUGGUAGAGAACGCCUUUUUUCUAGUAUUGGAAUGGCUAUAUUUUCACCUAUUACGGGUAUGCUCAUAGAUAUGAGGAGUAAACAAGUUGGUUACACCGAUUAUUCAGCUGCAUUUUAUACUUACGAUGUGUUGCUUCUGAUAUCAGCAAUUACGGUCGCUGUUAUGCCUCUAGGCGCCAAGCUACCGGCGGAUAAUUUGCUACGAGAUUUAGUGAACAUAAUAAAGAUGCCACAUAUUAUUAUUUUCAUCUUUUUCCUCUUCGCUUUGGGAAACUUUUGGGGAUUCAUUGAAUCUUACUUAUUUAUAUAUUUGAAGGAGUUAGGAGCACCAAAUUUUUUAUUGGGUAUAACCGUGACUGUGGGCACAUUGAGUAGCAUCCCGUUUCUGUACGGAGCUGAUGCCAUCACCGCCCGCAUAGGCCACGUGAACGUUAUCAUUGUCGCGUUCUUCUCCCACGCUGCUCGUCUUGUCGGAUACUCGUUUAUUGAAAAUUCAUGGUGGUGUUUUCCAUUUGAAGCCAUGGAAUCGCUGUCAGUGCAUUUGAUGUGGGUAGCAGCUGCUACGUACUGCGCUAUGUUGGCUCCCAAAAGUCUUCUAGCGACUCUAAUAGGCGUAUUGGGAAUGGCACAUUUCAGUCUCGGUAGAGGUAGUGGAAGUUUUGGAGGUGGUCUUCUGAUAGCAUCUCUUGGCACCAGAGAGGCAUUCCGGUAUAUGGGCCUUAUUGCGUUCCUUGGAGGGAUUCUUUACGGUCUACUGCAUUAUUUCUGGCUUAGGAAUAUAAAUGUGACUGGUGUUGAAGAUUCCUGCGACCAGGACACAGAAAGCGGCGAUGGCGACAAAUUAAAUGGAGAGCCAUUACGCAAGGACGCAGAAACGAUGAUCUCUUUGGAGAGGUUGCAUAUGAUUACACGGUACAAUCCACUGGGAUCACUCCACUCUCUACCUAGAGGUUCACGGUCAAGAUUUUCGCAAGGUGAUAUAAAUGAGCAUUGUAGAAGCCGAAGCGGUAGUAACAGUCAGCGUCGAGGAAGCAAUUAUGAAGGAUCCGCCUCUAAGGUCGACCUCCUCCGUUCAGCAUUGGAGAUCAGUCAUCAGAACACCAAGAGCCACAUUUCAAAUCCUGUACUGUCGAGUUCUCAAAGGCCUACGCAUUACAAGGUACACCAUAAUGUAAAAAGUUUGGCACAACGCAACAAUAUAUCGCAACCAGUGUUAUCAGAGUACGACAGUCGUCGACGGGACUCUAUACCAGAGGAAGCUGAAGAAGAACGUCUGGCACAACCAGCUAAAUUACCAACAAAGACCAAGAGUGCGAAUUUACCACCACCUCCUCCUACCUAUGAUGAAGCAACAGGAGAGAAGAGGAAAAGUUGGCAUUCCGAUGAUAGUGCACCCACUUAGGCAAUACAAACAUAAAGCUAUGAGAAAUGUAAAUAGUCAAUGCUAAAUUGAUUGGCUGAAACGUGACAAAUACUUCCAUGAAAAUAUAUCAAAAAAUCAACACGUUCCGCGAGUUAUCAGUUCAAGCGGAGAGCAUGUUUUGUAUAAGGCUUUAAUUUAUUUAAGUUGUAGAUAAAUGUAUUACGGUUUAAUGUU